AUGCUCUUCCUCCUCCUCGCUUUCCGUUUUCCGAUUCACUGCGCUUCCGAAAGGAUAAUCGUGAUCUACAACCGAUGUCCGUUCACAGUUUGGCCCGCAAUUCUUGGACCGGGCGAUCCGCAAGGUUCUAAUCGACAUUUUCGAUAGGCGCCUCCAGAAAUGGCGUUUCAGGCGGUGGCUUCCGACUCGAACACGAGCAAUCCCGCAAGAUUUCCGUGCAAUCCGACUGGCAAGGCGUCAUUUGGGCCAGAACACUGUGUGACGGUCGGAUGAAUUGUGCGACCGGAAGUUGUGGGGUGAGGGGUGUACAGCGCGAAAUUCAAAAUUUUAGUGUUUUCCAAAGUGGUAGAAAAUUCGAAAAUCUGAUGCAUCCAUCCUCCAUUGCCACAUUUCGUUUCAGAAUCGUGAACAAUGCAACGGAUCGGUCGGCCAAUUCCCGUUCACGGCCGCCGAGUUCAGUUUGGACGAGGCGAACGACGAGGAUGUGUAUGCGGUCUCGCUGAUCAACGGCUACAAUGUGCCCGUUUUGAUUGAGCCGUUCGGCGGCGAAAGUGAGUAGAUUGAUUGGUACUUUUGGAAAGUAUUGCAGACGAGCUCGACAACAAUUGAAGAUGAAAAAAGAGCACACAAAUUUAUUAGAAUUAUGAAACUGAAGUCACACUUGAGCCGCCCCUCUUUUCCAGGAUGUCGUCGUGCCGGCGGCUGCAUCGCCGACAUCAACGAAUUGUGUCCCGAACGUCUGCGAGUCGUGAGAGCCGGCCAUACAAUAGCGUGCCGCUCCGCCUGUGACGCCCUCCGCACCGAUCGAGAAUGCUGUCGCGGAAGCUUCGCCGCUCCGGACAAGUGUUUCAGAAGCGACGUGGCACAGACGUUCAAGGACGCGUGCCCGACCGCCUACUCUUUUCUCUUCGACGAUGCCACGUCAUCGUUCGGGUGUCAGCACGGCGCGGAGUACGUCGUGCAGUUUUGUUAG
Molecule: messenger RNA, 973 nt
Organism: Caenorhabditis sp. 36 PRJEB53466
Lineage: Eukaryota; Metazoa; Nematoda; Chromadorea; Rhabditida; Rhabditidae
Source: the annotation of a GenBank genome assembly